AUGUCACGCUCUGCCCCGCCUCCCACGCACCAGGAGGUCACCCGGAAGCUCUCUGUCCACUCCAAGCCUCCUCCCAAGAAAUCUGCCACGCCGGGCCCUGUCUCUGGCACAGAAUCCGAUUCAGACUCGGUCUUCUCCCCCGAGGCCUCGUCUGCCCUCGCCGCCGCAGCAAGUGGCGCAGGCCUCGCCACCAGCCCGUCCCAGCAGCCACACCUCUCGUCCAUCGCCGAACGGCACUCCGCCAGCGGCGAGGAGUCUGACGAGGAUGACGAGGAUGAGCCAGACUGGAGGGCCUCUGCCGCCGCCGCCAAGGAGCGCGGGUCCCUCGAUGAGACCGUGCUGAUGACAGGCUACCUCUGGAAGAAGGGCGAACGGCGCAAAGUAUACCCUGCAUCCCUGAACCAUUCUCCCCGCCCCCGCUCCCCCGCGCAGACCUGGAAGAAACGCUGGUUCGUGCUCCGCCCCGCCCACCUCGCGUUCUACAAGACGUCGGCAGAAUACAAGCUGCUGCGGCUCCUCGACCUGACCGAGGUGCACGCGUGCACGCCCGUCGUCCUCAAGAAGCACGCGAAUACAUUCGGGCUCGUCUCCCCUACGCGCACGUUCUACCUCCAGGCCGAGGCGCCGCGCGAGGUGCAGGCCUGGGUGGUGGCAAUCAACGACGCGCGCACUGCCCUCCUCGCGACGUCCACGCAAAACUCCGCCACCGCUCCCGUCCCAAUCCCCCCGGGGAGUGCGGCGCGCAACACGCCCCGCGCAGGCUCACAAUCUCCCCACGCAAACCCUCUCACGUCGUCCGACUCGGACGACGCGUCCCCCGCAGCAGCGACGACUGCCCGCAACGAGGCCUCGCCGUCGAAGCAGGCCGGCGCCCCGCACGGGCUGAAGGUCGUUCUCUCGGGAUACCUCAUGAAGUGUGGUUCCCGGCGGCACAAUUGGCACAAGCGCUGGUUUGUGCUCAGCGGAGAGAAGCUCGUCUACUCCCGGAGCCACAUGGACACGAAGCCGCACCGCGAGAUACCACUGUCGCUGAUUCUGGACGCCCUCGAGUAUGAUCUGCCGGCACACCGGCAUAUGCCCAGCGCGGCCCCGCCGCCGGGGGUGUCGCCGCCGCAUGCGCCGCACGCGGGGGGCGACGAGGGCGACGGGGCGCACGGGCGGUACACGUUCAAAGUCGUGACGACGAAGCGGACGCUGUUGCUAUGUGCACCAAGCGAGGAGGAGGAGAUCAAGUGGCUGAGUGCCGUGCGUGCGCUUAUCGCGCGCCGAUCGGGGCAAGGCGUCGUGCCAGGGGAUGCGGCGCCUGCGGGGAAGGCGAUGGCAUCUGCAGGAGGUCCGAGCUCGGAGGUGCAGGGAAGCGCGGGGGGUGUGUCCCCAUUCCCUGGGAGCUCGGGCGGUGGUGGGGCUGCGAGCUCGAAUUCGAGCACGAGCGUGGGGGCGGGAGCGGGAGCGGGGAGGCGGCGGGACUCGUUUGCGCGACGGCUGAGCAUGAGCGGGGGCGCGACGCUGGCGACGACGGUCCCGUCGACGACGAUGCAGGAAGCGAGCGGUAUCUGA
Messenger RNA from Fibroporia radiculosa, 1557 nucleotides. RefSeq lists its product as uncharacterized. The transcript is spliced from 4 exons. The record is from RefSeq and is a predicted model, not a curated record. NCBI's taxonomy places the organism in Eukaryota, Fungi, Basidiomycota, Agaricomycetes, Polyporales, Fibroporiaceae. Bases 1 to 1557 code for a protein of 518 amino acids.